GCCACACUUCGGAAAGUGGCCUUAACAAACACAUGUCGCUCAGCACAAAUUCCCCAUCCAAAUUCCCAACCCGACCUCGCCCUUCUCGUUCCACAGUACAGACGGCAAAGCGAGCUAGCUCUCUCUCCGCGCUUCAAUAGUUUCUUGCCGGCGUCACACUGGACUUGCAAUUCUGCUCUUCAUGUCAGGGUUUAACGAGGAUAAUAUGGGUUCUCAUGCUCAGCUUUCAUCUCAGUUUUUUGGGGAUCUCCUGGAUUCCAUUAUUGUUGAUGUGGCAUCUGAGUGUCAUCGAAUAGCAAGGUUGGGCCUUGAUCGUAAUUUGGAAGAAGAGGAAGAAGAACUGAGACUGUCAGCACAAGCCCGGGUAAGGGUAGCUGAUCCUAGUAAUAGUGGUGAAGCUAAUAGCAAGUAUGUGGUUGACAUAUUUGGACAAACACAUCCUCCUGUAGCAAAUGAAAUAUUUGAUUGCAUGAAUUGUGGUCGAUCUAUCAUGGCUGGAAGAUUUGCUCCUCAUCUAGAGAAGUGCAUGGGGAAGGGUAGAAAGGCUCGACUCAAGGUAACAAGAAGUAGCACGGCUGUGCAGAACCGGUAUUCACAAGGCAGCCCGGUUUCCACAUACUCUCCUUAUUCAAAUUCCACCAGCACAAGCCGGUUAUCAAAUGGAACAUCCGGUGGUGCAGGUGAGGAGUACUCAAAUGGCACAUUUCAAGAGCCAUGAAACGGAUGAACUUGUCAGGCUAACUUCAGGAGGAUAAAGGCAAAUGACAUGAUUUUUUCUGGGCAUGUCUUCUUGAAGUAUAGUGAGUUCAUGUUCAAUAUUAUAUGCUUGGUCCUCAACCCUCAAUGGUGAAUGGCUUGUGUACCAAUAUUCUUGAUCAAGUCCCACUGAUUGAUUUUUGUUUGAAUGCCAGCAAGAGCAAGAAAGGCAAAUGAAAAAUCUUAUUUUGAUA
Juglans microcarpa x Juglans regia is the source of this 950-nucleotide messenger RNA. Its product is annotated as SAGA-associated factor 11-like. NCBI's taxonomy places the organism in Eukaryota, Viridiplantae, Streptophyta, Magnoliopsida, Fagales, Juglandaceae. The transcript is spliced from 4 exons. The record is from RefSeq and is a predicted model, not a curated record. Gene Ontology annotation, cellular component: DUBm complex; SAGA-type complex. Bases 182 to 718 code for a protein of 178 amino acids.